AUGCUAUCCUAGAUGUCAACUUCCCAGCUCUGUCACAUGAUUUACACAAGUCUUGUAACCGGCUUUCCAGUAAACAACGAAGCGUAUCCAUGGUUUUUCCAAAAGUUGCGAAUUUAGUCAUUUAUAACAGGACUCAAAUCUGAGUACAUUCACAGACGUAUGGAUCUCAAUGACACAGUACCUACAACAAAAAAAAAUAACUUUACAAAAGUGUACACCUACUUCAAUCAAGGUAAAUCAAUUCCUGGGACUAGUAGAGAUUCAUCCACGGAAGCAUCCUCAGAACCACCGAGUAAAAGGAAAAAAAUCUCUGAUGCUCAACAUCUCCAACUUGCAAUCAAAAUGGAUGAUAAUUUGGAUUCAGAUUCAGAAGAUGGUUUUGGCAGUGACAAUGACUAUAAGCUUCAACCGGUGCAAUCUAUAAAAGAAGAACAGCCUGGCAUGACAUGUCCUACUCUUUUUACGUUUUUGUCUUUAUCCGAACUACCGACCCAGAAUUCUCCAAAAUCUUCCGAGUCUGCCGACAGUGAACCCGGUACCGAUCCCCUAACUACCACUCCUUUCGAGUGUAAAUAUAUUCCUUCGUUAAACAUUUUCGAUAUAAAUUCCGCCGGUAACGAAGAAUUAAAAAUAAAACCUGAGUCCAGUUCCCCUAUUCAUUAUUUUUCAUUGUUAUUUACCCGGCAAUUUUUCCAACAAAUAGUAGACGAAACCAACAAAUUUGCGCGGCUUCCUAGUUCCCAAAUUUCACACUGGAAAGAUCUGACUACGGACGAAAUCAAGGUGUUCUUAGGUUUAUUUUUCCACACUGGUGUUAUCAAGAUAAUGCGGUUACGAUAUUAUUGGGACAAAAGUGAACUAUUUAAUUUCCCAUUUUUCUCAAAUAGAAUGUCUAGAGACAGAUUUCUUUCCAUUCUACAAUCUCUUCGCUUCACUGAAGAUCCUGUGGAAGCAGAAGCAGCACCUAAAGAUCCUUUAUAUCAAAUCCGGUCUAUAAUCCAACAUUUUCACAAUAGAAUGACAGAAGUCUAUGAAUCGAGAAAGAAGAUUAACACAGAUGAUUCAAUGAUGACAUGGAAGGGACGUGUUUUUUAUAGAUCCUAUGUUCCAAACAAGAUUUACAAAUAUGGUAUUAAAUUGUAUAUAUUGGCAGAGAAUGAUGGACUCAUCCAUCGUUUAUUGAUUCAUCCUGGUACAGAGGAUAGUGACUUGGAAAGCCAGGGUGAUGCUGGUAGAGUUGCCCAGGCAAUGUUGGAAAGCAUGGAAAAUGCACAACCUUCUCCAUUUAUGGACAAUCUUUAUAAUGGAGUAGCUUUUAGUCCUGAGAUGCUUCAAGAGCUUGCUGGAAAAGGUAAUUCCAGCCAUGUAAAUAUUUCAAAAACUGCCACAAAAAGAGGAGGAGAACAAGGAAGACCCAAAGGUGUGCUUCAAUUUAAUAAACGUAUAGGAGCCAUUGAUCAACUGUUAUCGUAUUAUCUUAACACACGGAAAUCAUUGAAGUGGUAUACAAAAUUGUGUUUCGAUAUUUUAGAAUUAAUGUUGCUUAACUCUUAUUUAUUAUACAAGAGAUAUUCAGAGCAAAAAGAUCGUUGUUUGUUUAACUUUCGCCUGGAUAUCGUAAAGAAUUUAUCAGGUCCAGGAAUGCCGAAAGUUUGUCCUGUUCGUACUCCUUCUACUUUGUCUUUCAUUAAUUCAGUUCAUUUUCCAACUACGGAUCCGGAUUGUCCUGCGAAGAAAAAAAGGCGAGCACAAAAAAGAUGUAGAUUAUGUUACGAAAAAAAAAUUAUGAAAAGUGUCAUCACGUUUUGUCCAGGCUGCGAAGGUAAUCCAGGCCUUUGCCUUAGCUGUUUCGUUGAAUAUCAUAGGAAAAAUGAUUUUAAAAUUAUUUGAUACAAAGUUACGUUUUUAUUACUAAAAAUAAAUUAUUUUUUCAGUAUAAA
Messenger RNA from Osmia lignaria (orchard mason bee), 1940 nucleotides. The record is from RefSeq and is a predicted model, not a curated record. NCBI's taxonomy places the organism in Eukaryota, Metazoa, Arthropoda, Insecta, Hymenoptera, Megachilidae.